ACAUCACUCCUGGCGGAGACGCGAUCCUCUCGGGGCCUUGGUGCUUCGCAGCAUGUUGUCGGGCACAGUAGUUGGAUUUCAUUCGACCGUAGUCUCGUCUCUAUUGCGCCCGUCCACGGGCUUGGCUCACGCCACCGAACUCGCCGCUGUUCGAUCGAGGACGGAGCGCCCGACCGGCGGCCAUUCCGUGCACGCCCGCGGACUGACGGACACUCGCACCGAUGGGUGGGCCUGGAGUGCUCGAGAGGAACGAUGGAUACUAGAUCCUAGAUACUAGAUACUAGAUACUAGAUGCUAGAUGCUAGAUGCUAGAUACUGCUCCAUGGUCUCCACACAGAGAGUGCGCGACGGAACGCAGGUCUCGGGUCAUCCGUCUGGAGAUGCUCGUCCGGGUGGCUGUGACAUUCCUGCCAUGUGCGACACAUGCCUGGCUUUUGCUCCACCCUGCGCGUGUGGCGGUGCCCUCUCGCCUGCAUGGGCGACAUCAUGCAUAUGCACGACAGGCCUUUCUGGGCGUCGACACUCGUUUGGGAAGGCGCAUGGGAGGAGAAAAGAAAGCGGCAGAGGGAGUCUAUCCAAUGACGGCUCUGGGCACGGUGGGACUACACCGUCGCUACAGUAUGAAAGCUGGGCGGGGCGGUGUUUCUUUCACACCGGUCGCUCCCAGAGGCACUCCAUCGGGGCGAGCGAUCGAGACAGGCGUGGCAGGGUUGGGAGAAAGACCAAUAGCCGAGCACUGCCGCAUCGAGAUAGUCGCAUGUCGCCCUCCAUCGAUUGACCCUUCGCCCGAGAGAACGUGCGGAACCCGCUCGAACUUGCCACGAGACGCCGCCUUUCGUCAGUGGAGGCCAUGGGGGGUGUCCAGCACGUCCCAUCUGCCUCUCCACGGGAACCUCGAUCACGAUUUCCACCCAACCUCACGUCACAGGAAGAUAUUCCAGUCCUAGGUAGGGAUCAUCCCGGCGACCUCAGGUUUUCCGUAGACGACCGAGUGAGACGGGAGGCUGCUGCGGCUCGUCCUCUGAGCAAGGGACGCCGUGUGCAGAAUGCUGUCUUCUGUCUUCGCGGGCAGCGAGUCAGCGCGAGAGUGAGGGUUGCGACGACCACGCACAGUCGCUCCAGCGUGUGGACGACAUUAUCCCGAUGCGGGCGAGGGGCUGCCCUCGUGGCUAGCUGAGAACCUCGCGCGGACUGCCGACCUAUCGAAACUCUAAAAACACCAGAGCGGCCCUGCAGCCCACCGUGCCCAU
Dissoconium aciculare CBS 342.82 is the source of this 1250-nucleotide messenger RNA. RefSeq lists its product as uncharacterized. The transcript has a single exon. Bases 306 to 947 code for a protein of 213 amino acids. NCBI's taxonomy places the organism in Eukaryota, Fungi, Ascomycota, Dothideomycetes, Mycosphaerellales, Dissoconiaceae. The record is from RefSeq and is a predicted model, not a curated record.